Messenger RNA from Lolium rigidum, 1166 nucleotides. RefSeq lists its product as uncharacterized. NCBI's taxonomy places the organism in Eukaryota, Viridiplantae, Streptophyta, Magnoliopsida, Poales, Poaceae. The transcript is spliced from 7 exons. The coding region runs from base 104 to 889 and encodes 261 amino acids. The record is from RefSeq and is a predicted model, not a curated record.
AGCGGAGCACGUUCGGCUCGCGCACGGCGCCGGAACGACCACCUCCACACAGCAUCGCGAGGCGCGAGCACCAGGAGAAAAGAGAAGAGAAAGUAAUGGCGUGAUGGCAGCUCCGGUGGCUUCCCUACCCUCGUUCCCGCCGAGGAGCCACGCGUCCCCCUUCGGCCGGAGCGUGCCGUUGGUGUCCCCUCGGCGCGGCGCUGGCGCGGCCCGCCGCACGCUCCCCAUCUCGGCGCACGGCGGCAGCGAGGGGGAUGCGGGGAGGAUCCUGGAUCCGCUCGCCACGCCCUUCCAGAUCCUCGGCCUCGACGCCUCGGCCGCCUGCUCCGCCGCGCAGCUCAAGGCCGCCUUCCGCGCCCGGGUAAAGGAAUUCCAUCCUGAUGUUUGCAAGGACACAGAGAAUGCAGAUUUAGUAAUGAGACGAGUACUGGAGGCCUAUGAGAUAUUAUCCGGUAACCAAGGAAUGAUGGUCGAAAGGAACAAUAUUGACCCAUUUGAUGAACCUGAGUGUGAAGCUUACGACAUAUUUGUCAAUGAACUUCUAUGCAUUGGCACCGGAUGCCCAUAUUCUUGUGUUAAAAGGGCACCUCAUGCAUUUGCAUAUGCAGAUGACAUUGGUACAGCUCGUGCAAAAUCUCAAGGUCAUGGUGACAAUUACCUUGUCCAACUUGCUGUCGGUCAGUGUCCGAGAAGCUGCAUAUACUAUGUGACACCUUGCCAACGUGCUAUCUUGGAGGAUGUACUUUCUAGCGUGUUGAUGACGCCGCACGACCUCUCUGAAGCAGAAGUUCUGUAUUCGCUCACAUCAAAAGCAACAUUCGAGAACAAUAGGUACAGGAGGCCCAAAAGAGACACAAAAUCAUCCUCUGACUAUGUUGAUUGGAUGUGACCGUUUCCUGAAGAACCACCAAGCACUGGGAGUCUCCGUCAGAUUGGUCAGUGGUAUAUGCCACGAUGAGCGUGUUGUUACUGUGUAGUCGACAAUUAUAUGUAUGUAUAUUGCUGUAUCAUGUAGGGGGAGGCAACAAUUUUAUUUUUAAAAUGCAAAUCCGCUGUGUGUGUGGUAGGUAAAUAGCACGGUAUAUGUGUAGAGGGGUGUAUUGCAAACUUUGUAAUUAACAGGUUCCAAAGUUUAAGGCUGCAAUAAAUUAACACAUGGCUAAUAA